GUAAAAACACUGGCGACGAUGUAAUAUGACACAGGGGGCAACGAGGAAGAGAAAAAUGGGAGACACAAAAGAGACAGCUCCUAAGAAACCUGUGGCAACAUGGCCUUCCAUCAAACCGAAAAAAAAUCUUCAGACUACCCGCUUUCGAGAUUUCGAUCUCUUCACGGUUCCGGGUUUUUUCUCUUCUGCUGAAUCGAAGGCAUUCAUUAAAGCUGCCGAGGCAAUUGGUUUUGCUCAUCAAGGGAGUCUGGGUCCAGCUAAAGGUGAAGCUUACAGGGAUAAUGAUCGAAUCUCAGUGAAUGAUUCUGUCCUUGCAGAUACAAUUUGGGAGUCUGGGCUUGACAAACUAUUUUCUGAUAUAAAAAUUCGAGGAAAGGUUGCUGUAGGUCUGAAUCCAAAUAUUAGACUCUAUAGGUACAAAGUUGGUCAACGUUUUGGAAGGCAUAUUGAUGAAAGUGUUAAUCUUGGAGAUGGAAAACGCACUUAUUACACUUUGCUAGUGUAUUUAAGUGGUGGGCCUGGUGAACUUAAGUCAAAGCCCAAAACUUAUUCCAGCAAACCCUCAGAUUCAUCUUUUGACCCUUUAGUUGGAGGAGAAACAGUCUUUUAUGGUCCAAGAAAUAGCACUGUGGCUGAGGUGGCGCCAACUGAAGGGACCGCACUCCUGCACCUUCAUGGAGAUAAAUGCUUGUUGCAUGAAGCCAGAAAUGUUACCAAAGGUGUCAAGUAUGUGCUUCGUUCAGAUGUAGUAUUUGCUUGAAGAAUGAUUCAUGUCUUCUACCAAACAACCUGGUAUAUCCAUCUCCUGAAGGCUUCCUCUCUUUUAGCUAUCACUUGGAAAACAUUUGUAUUAUCUAUUUAUCUUGACUUUCAGUGUUGAUAAUAUGUUCUGUAUGAAAAUCUAGGCAAAAGAUAAUCCCGUUUUAAAAGUAAACAAAAUAGGGAAGUCAUUUUGAAAAACACAUGUAAUAGGGAAAAUCGGGUUGAUUAAACUGGCAGCCUGCUCAGAACAUUAUGAGUAUCUGUAUCUUUUCCCCAAAAUUAAGAAAUUAUUUUUGGACACUUGGAGUUAAAUUUCAUAGGAAGGUGUUGCU
Molecule: messenger RNA, 1094 nt
Organism: Abrus precatorius (Indian licorice)
Lineage: Eukaryota; Viridiplantae; Streptophyta; Magnoliopsida; Fabales; Fabaceae
Exons: 4
Coding region: 26-760 (244 amino acids)
Biological process (GO): peptidyl-proline hydroxylation to 4-hydroxy-L-proline
Cellular component (GO): endoplasmic reticulum
Molecular function (GO): L-ascorbic acid binding; iron ion binding; procollagen-proline 4-dioxygenase activity
Source: RefSeq, a predicted model, not a curated record